ACAAAACAGCCCUCUCGCUAUUAGCAAGAAUUGCGAAGAAAAAUCCCCUCAUCUGAAAUACAACAUACAAAUGUACAUAUUUGAGGUCUAAUAGCUAUCUCCCAGGGGGCACACCCCUUAUCAGGCGUCAAUAAGAACCUCGCCAAUUUGAGAUUCUCCUCAGUCAGUUGAAAGACACCAGAGUAUAAUGACUUGGUUUGCUUUGCUCGUCGUUUGCCUCGCAGCAACUGCUGUUCAGGGGGAAGUACCGAUAGUGACGAGGGCCGAAUGGAACGCCAGACCUCCAAACGGACCCAUGGACAGCAUGGAAACUCCCCUGGCCCGAGCCGUAAUUGCCCACACUGCCGGAGGCAGUUGUUCCGAUGAUGUCGCAUGUUCUCAGCAAAUGCGCAACCUGCAAAACUUCCAAAUGUCCAAGCAAAAGUUCUCGGAUAUUGGCUACCACUAUUUGAUUGGAGGCAAUGGCAAAGUUUACGAGGGCCGAAGUCCCAACCAGAAAGGAGCCUUUGCAGCGCCCAACAACGACGGUUCCCUAGGCAUUGCUUUCAUUGGGAAUUUCGAGGAACAAGCUCCCAGUCAAGAGGCCUUGGAUGUCGCCCAAAAACUCCUCGAACAGGCUGUGAAGCAACUUCAGCUGGAGGAUAACUACAAGCUACUGGGCCAUCGGCAAGUGAGUGCCACAAGGAGUCCCGGCGAAGCCCUCUACAAUCUUCUAAAGCAAUGGCCCCAUUGGUCCGAGCAAAUAUAAAAGCAACAAUAAGAUUCCUUAAGGUUUCGACACGUAAAGACCACUCCUUACACAUUUAUUUGUAAAUAUAAUUAUGUAUAAUUUGUUGUUUUGCUUAAAUACGAAUACUAAAAUUUUAA
This is a messenger RNA of Drosophila ficusphila, 867 nucleotides long. It is a transcript of the gene PGRP-SD, whose product is annotated as peptidoglycan-recognition protein SD. Gene Ontology annotation, molecular function: zinc ion binding; N-acetylmuramoyl-L-alanine amidase activity; peptidoglycan binding. The record is from RefSeq and is a predicted model, not a curated record. NCBI's taxonomy places the organism in Eukaryota, Metazoa, Arthropoda, Insecta, Diptera, Drosophilidae. The transcript has a single exon. Bases 188 to 748 code for a protein of 186 amino acids. Gene Ontology annotation, biological process: innate immune response; peptidoglycan catabolic process.